Coregonus sp. 'balchen' is the source of this 1177-nucleotide messenger RNA. The record is from the annotation of a GenBank genome assembly. Lineage: Eukaryota; Metazoa; Chordata; Actinopteri; Salmoniformes; Salmonidae.
AUGGAUCCCUCGGCCAGUUCCACCACUUCUUCUCUGGUGGCAGAGGACACUAUUCUACCGCCUGCAGCUAGCCUCAUUCCUGGACACAGAGAACGAGGGACCAGGGGGUAUCAGCAUGCCCUGCCUGAAGUCCCUCGGGUGUGGGCUCUGAUUCUGGAGGGGCGUCGGUACAUAGAGAUGGACGAGGGAGUGGUGACAGUGGCUCAGAUCCAAUGGCUUCUCAUGGAGAACCAGGCAGCAGGCCUCAGAGUUGUGUUGGACCUUUGUAACCUAGACCUGCUCAAACCACAGGACCCUGAACGCAACGACACAGAGGUUCCCUCUGGCCUCUCCGGGUCAAUACAGUAUGCCCUCCGAUACUGGUUGGAGCAGGAGGUGGCAGGGUUUGGAAUCUGUGACAUUGACCCUGUGUAUUCAGAGCAGAAUCUGAAAGAGUGGAGAGUUGUGGUCCAGGAGUUCAGCUCAGAGGAUGAUGAGAGUAUUGUGAUGAUGAGACAGAUAGGAGAGUCUCUACCUGCCUUGAAUGGCUCCAGCACCUCACUCAACAGCUCAUUGGUAGUUAGAGGUCACUGCUGCUGCACGCGAAUCAUGUCAUGUCCGGAUAGGAAGUGGUCGUUGCCGUGGAGAGACCCCUGCAAACACUCCAGGGAGACAUUUGGACGAGUCUGAUGGUGGGCAGUGGUGAAGCAUCAUGGGGGCUGCAGAGGGUACCCAUGGUUCUGGUGAUGACAUUACCUGGAACCCCUGUUGUCAAAUACGGCAAAGAAAUCAUCAAUUUACAGAGGAUGUCUGUAGAGAGCAGGGCACAUGAUGCAGACCAGACCAAUGGACAGGGGGAUCCCCAGGGGGAAAAGGGAAAACUCAAAUCCUCCAUCUUGGAUUUCUUCCACUCCCUCAGUCACAAUCCUCCAUCUUGGAUUUCUUCCACUCCCUCAGUCACUCCCGAUCCAGAGAGGAAGUCCUCCUUUUCAGCAUCUUCACCUUCCUCCCUUUCAAUACUUCCUCCGUCCCCCUCUCCUUCUCCACCUCCUACCCAUCCCAAUCCUCGCCCCCGGUGCUGGCCUUUCUACGCUCCUGGGGCUGUGUUCACUUCCUGGUUGUGUUGAACCUGUGGCCUGUGGCCCAGAGCCUGAAACAAGCCUGGACUUCCAGCCUGCACCUGUUGGACGGUUUGUGA